UGCUGAAGACUUGCCCAGAUCACUGCUACCUGGAAGUGGCUGAUAUAUCCUGGUGCAAAUCUUUGAGGAGGAACCACAGGACGACAUGGAGCAGCAACGGAAUACAAGGGCAAAGACACGUGGAUGGAAAGGCCAGGGCAGAGGGGCCCUCGGUGAGAAUAAGCCAAACCCAGCCACACCAGAGCCAGCCCAGCAGGAGCCCCUCGCCGUGAUGAGGGCCUUGUGGGAUGAAGUCGGGGGCCACGAGAUCAGCUACGAGGUUGGUGAAGAGGACCCCUUCUCUGACUGUUACAUAGAGUGCAUCAUACGAGGUGAGUUUUCUGAACCUAACCGGGAAGAGAACAUAUUUCUUAAGUCCUUCGGCUGCCUGGGAGAAGGACCAGAGCAAGAGUUUUCUCAACAGGCUUUUGUUGAUGCAAACUCACGUUCUGAAUGUUCCUUGCCAUACAUGGAAAAGGAGGCAAAACAAGAAUUUCCUCCACAGAAUGUGGGAGAGAAAUCACUGGUUGAGCAUUCUGGGCACAUGACAGGCAAGAAGCCUCCUCCUGGAGAAACACCCAACGCUAGCCUGCUAGAUCCCACCCGGCCUGCAGAAUUUGCUAGAAACAAGCCAAGAGAAAAUGGAGAAUGUGGUACUCCAGGAAAAUUCGUUUGUCCUCAGAGUGGAUGCAAAAAAGAGCUGAAGACGAGACGUGCCCUGAGAAAGCACCUCCAACUCGUCCAUGGCCCCCGCAACCACGUGUGUGCGGAGUGUGGGAAAGCGUUUCCUGAGAGCUGCAAACUAAAAAGACAUUUUAUGGCUCAUACCGGAGAGAGGCCUUUUCUGUGCACCUUUCAAGGGUGCGGAAAACGCUUUUCCCUCGACUUCAACUUGCGUACACAUGUGCGCAUCCACACUGGGGAGCGGGCUUUUGUGUGUUCCUAUGAAGGCUGUCACAGGAGCUUUGUCCAGUCAAAUAACCUGAAAGCUCACAUCUUAACUCAUGCAAAUAAAAAAUAAGAAGAAGAAGAUGGGGAAAAAAUCUUUAAAGAUGUAUAGAAGGGAAGCAUUUUAACAAAAGAGUGAUUGGGGACAAAUAUGCCUCAUUGAUUAUUUUCAGGAAAGAAUAUUUGAAUCAAUGUUGCAACCCUGUGAGGCAUAUUUUUAAAUGUUACUAAGAUGCUCCUAUUCAUUGUGAAAUCAUUCUAAGAA
Molecule: messenger RNA, 1192 nt
Organism: Myotis daubentonii (Daubenton's bat)
Lineage: Eukaryota; Metazoa; Chordata; Mammalia; Chiroptera; Vespertilionidae
Gene: ZFP42
Product: ZFP42 zinc finger protein
Biological process (GO): regulation of transcription by RNA polymerase II
Cellular component (GO): transcription regulator complex; PcG protein complex; chromatin
Molecular function (GO): RNA polymerase II cis-regulatory region sequence-specific DNA binding; DNA-binding transcription factor activity, RNA polymerase II-specific
Source: RefSeq, a predicted model, not a curated record